Ahaetulla prasina is the source of this 1260-nucleotide messenger RNA. RefSeq names its product mediator complex subunit 31 (gene MED31). NCBI's taxonomy places the organism in Eukaryota, Metazoa, Chordata, Lepidosauria, Squamata, Colubridae. Gene Ontology annotation, molecular function: transcription coregulator activity. The transcript is spliced from 4 exons. Gene Ontology annotation, cellular component: core mediator complex; mediator complex. The record is from RefSeq and is a predicted model, not a curated record. Gene Ontology annotation, biological process: regulation of transcription by RNA polymerase II. The coding region runs from base 557 to 988 and encodes 143 amino acids.
GGGGGAGAAAAAAUUAAAAAAAAUUUUUUGUUGUAAAACUCUUUCAAUUAAAAAAAAUAAAGUUUGCACAUCAUCUGUAAAGCAGCUUCUUGGCUAUUCACAGACUUUAAAGACAUGCCAAGGCUCCUAAAUUGAUUGGAACUAGUUCCUCUAGAAUUAAUCCCACACAUCUGACCAGUGUUUUAGAAGUAAAAGCUAAUAUAAUCCUUGAUUGUAUAAACGGAGACAUAGAAUCAGAAUCACGUGAAAUAUUAGUUCUGCUUUAUAAAGCCUUAGUAAGAUCAUAGCUGGAAUACUGCAUCCAGUUUUGGUCACCACAUUACAAAAAAGAUGUAGAGACUUUGGAAAAAGUGCAGAGAACAGCAACAAAUACGAUUAAAGGCCUGGAGGCUAAAACAUAUGAAGAACAGUUGCAGGGUUUGGGUUUGGCUAGUCUGGAGAAAAGAAGGGCUACAGGGGACAUGUUAGCAGUAUUCCACUAUUUGAGAAGUUGCCACAAAGAGGAGGGGGGCAGUUUAUUUUUGAAAGCACCAAAAGGCAGGACAAGAAACAAUGGAUGGAAACUAAUCAAGGAGAGAAGCAACCUGGAAUUGAGGAGAAACUUCCUAACAAUGAUACUGGAAAUCGACUUCGUUUCCAACUAGAGCUGGAAUUUGUGCAGUGUCUGGCAAACCCCAAUUACCUCAAUUUUCUUGCCCAGAGAGGAUACUUCAAAGACAAAGCAUUUGUAAAUUAUUUAAAAUACUUGCUCUAUUGGAAGGAACCAGAGUAUGCCAAAUACCUAAAGUAUCCCCAAUGCCUACAUAUGCUAGAACUGCUCCAAUAUGAACAUUUUCGUAAAGAACUGGUGAAUGCGCAGUGUGCAAAAUUCAUUGAUGAGCAACAGAUACUCCACUGGCAACACUAUUCCCGCAAGCGGAUGCGCCUCCAGCAGGCCCUUGCAGAACAGCAGCAGCAGCAACAGCAGAACAGCACCUCUGUCAAGUGAGCCAGUAGGCGCUACAAAAACUCCUCGCAAGGGCGGAAAGCACCUGUGGAUUUAAUCUGGGGCAUUGUUACCUGAAAUGCCUUAGCACGGUGAUGGUGUUAGUAAAAUGUUGUGGAUGUUUAACAGCUUCAGUUUGGAAUUUCAGAUUUGCAGCAAAUGAUUUCUUCAAGAUGUAAGAUGUCCUGAUUUAAAGGUGUAGAUGUAUUUCCUGGUACUGUAUAGCAGAAGAGUAUUUUGGAACAUUUACUGUGAAGUAAAAGUGGUUAAACAUU